AUGGAAGGAACGGAGGAAACAAAAAAAGCGAAAAUUGUCAAAUGUUGCGGAUUUGACGACAUUGACGACGAUUUGGAGGUACACAAAUUUCAGAUUGAUUUUUGAAUUGCCUUUUUUCAGCCGUCGGACGCCGUCUUUUUGCCCGGCCUGAAACCGGUGGUGCCGACGACGGAUCGCAAGCGGAAACGUGGCGGAAAGAAGCGGAACAGACGGCACAAAGUGGGCGGCCAUUCAAAAAGCGUUGAAAAAUUGUUUAUUUUCGCUUUUCAGAGACAUUUCCAAAUGGAUCUGAACGCCGACGAACUGUUGCAAGCGGAGCUCGAGUUCGGGCAACGAACGAGUCAAAUCAAGAGCUCCCGGCUCAUUCAGGUAUCGAUUUUAUUUUUUAUUUUCGACCGCCAAAACUGUCUUUUUUAGGAACUGCACGACCGCGAGCGGAUCCAUGGAAUGGGGCGACAGGAAGCGCGCCAGCUGCUCGAGGACAAACUCCUUUUUCUCGACGACUCGGCGCUCAAAAACGUGCGUUUCCGUCGUUUCUGCAUCGUAAUGACUUCGGAAGAGACGUUCGACCUCGGAAACGGAUCCAGCAUCCCGUCGGAAAUUGUGUCCGUCUCGAUGGACAACGGAAAGAUCAACUCGAUCCUCCGCUUCUUUCCCACCUACACAAAGACUUUCGAGAUGGAAAAUGUCCAGGAACACGGUACGUUUUUUGUCAAUUUUGCAACGUCGACGAGACUUUUGCAGAAAAGUGUCGAAUGAAGCGCGUGUACUGGAACCCGUCGAUCGCCCGAGACUCGAAUCAAAUGUGCCGCACGUGGAGCCACUUCCUCGACCGAUGCCUCCACUCGCUGCUGCUGGUCCCGCUCGCCCACCAGACGGCCCUUCUCGACUUUCUGCGCAAAAUCAACGAGAUCCGAUCGGUGCUCAACCACCGGAGCACCGUCUCCAUUUGUCUCUCGCGCGUCGUUUCCGUCGAGGAUCUCCUCAUCGCCGUCCAAAAUGUCAUCGGAACGCAUAUUGUGAGCCUAGUUUUGAAGAUUUAUCCAGAAAUUUAAAAAAAAACAACCUUUUUUUAAGACUCCCGACGCGACGCCGACUACAGAAUCACUGGGAACCAUGGAACACGCCCUCGAAUAUUGGUAGGCUUCAAAUUUAUUUAAUUUUUCGCCUAAAAUUGCAUUUAAGCCGUUUCUACCUCCGAUCGAUGAACAAGAUUUUCAUGUCGGCGACGAUGAGCGGAAAUGCGAUCAUGUCGGCCAAGUACGCAUUAUUUUUUAGAUGUACAAAUGUUCAGACAGAUUUUCUGAGAAAUUGAAAAUAGUUUAAAGGACCAGGGAACCCAAAAAUUUUUUUAUGUUUUUGUGAAAUGUUUUUGUGACUGUUUGAAUUGUCUCUUAUUGCCUCAUACACUGGUGAAAUGCUGCCUCUCAAAAAUGCCAAUGAACGAAACGGCAUGCAGUUGAAGUUGUGGCCGUGGCCUAGCGCCAAUGGCCGAAAAAAAUAUAAAAAAAUAAAUGCGCUUCUCGGCCAUUUUAUUUUUUUCCGCUUUUUACCGGUUUUUUUCCAAAAAAAUUCACGGUUUCUCCCAUUUUGGCACUUCAUAUCGACUGAAUGAAAACAAUUUUUUUAGCAGUGAAAAAAAUAAGUAAGUGCCGAACAAAUGUCAAUCAACUGAAAAAAAUGGGAGAAACCGUGAAUUUUUUUGGAAAAACCGUUAAAAAGCGGAAAAAAUAAAAUGGCCGAGAAGCGCAUUUAUUUUUAUAUAUUUUUCGGCCAUUGGCGCUAGGCCACGGCCACAACUUCAACUGCAUGCCGUUUCGUUCAUUGGCAUUUUUGAGAGGCAGCAUUUCACCAGUGUAUGAGGCAAUAAGAGACAAUUCAAACAGUCACAAAAACAUUUCACAAAAACAUAAAAAAAUUUUUGGGUUCCCUGGUCCUUUAAAGCAUUGAGGUCGUGGACUAGAAAUUUGUGCAUUUUCAGCAAUUUGCAGACCGCCCACGCAAAGCUCGUACUUCCGACCGAACGCGAUCGGACAAAAAGUCAAUUAUAAUUGGGUGGCGCCACGUGGAUUAGUCCGUCUUCCGGACGCGGCCGAUCCGAUUGGCGGAUUCGGUUCUUGUGAUUCACGUGGUUCGUAUCGGAAGCGUACUUGCAUUUCCAUUGGCUUCUUUUUGAUUUUCAGACUUCGAUCGAGUGCUCGAAUGGGUGUCGGCGAUCGAUUUGGACGAAAUGAGCACUUCGGAUGAGCUCGAGCAAAAAUACGAUAAUGAACAUGAAAAGGAAGAGGAAGAGGAAGAGGGAGAAAGUUCGACUGGGUCAUUGGAUGAGACUCUCGUUUGA
Molecule: messenger RNA, 2341 nt
Organism: Caenorhabditis sp. 36 PRJEB53466
Lineage: Eukaryota; Metazoa; Nematoda; Chromadorea; Rhabditida; Rhabditidae
Source: the annotation of a GenBank genome assembly